CCGCAGGCCGCGCACGCGGAGGGGCCCGGGCCUCGGGGCGGCGGCGCCCUCGGAGACGACGGCGGGGACGACACGUGGGCCUGCGGCGCCGCGGGGUUCCCUAAUGCUGCUCCCGUAAACAGUGGUGCGCUUAGAGGGCGUGCGAGUUUGGUGUGGAAAGCAGUCUUGGGUCCCGUGGGCCUUCCCCUGUCUCUGAAACCCGCCCGCGGUGCCUGCGCUGCCUGUGGAAGGAUUUUAAGGAAACAGAGGAGCAAAAUGGGGAGAAGAAAUGGUGAGACCUGCGGUGCCAGCCUGCGUGUGUCCAGCGUCUCUCAAGAGAACUUAUCUUACUGGCAUUUGGAUUCAGAAGUACCUGCUCCUGCGAAUAGAAACCUGCCACCUGGAAGGGACAGCCCAGCAGGUGGCAAAAUUAACAAGAAGCAUUUGGAAAUUCCAGUAGAGCAACUGAUGCUAGAUCUGAAUUUGUCAGAGCACGCUCACCAAAGAACUCAGAGUGGUAGACAAGGAACUUUUCAGUUAUGGAGUUACCCUCUUAAGGAAGGCAGCACCGUGGAGAACAGGGAUUUCAAAAACUCUUCAGUGCAAACUGGCUCUGAUAUACCCAGUAAUCCCGCAAGCCUCUUCACUCUGAACCACUCACUAGCAAGUGCUUCAGCUGAUAAGCAAGUUGGUUCUUACCCUGGACUGCAGAUGCCGUUAGGUCUCUGCUGGCCGUAUGCGGACGGAGACUUUUUUAAGGACAGAAAUGAGCCUCCUGUUAAUUUAUGUUCAACUAUAGAAAACAACAAUGGUGAAACUUUAUCUGCUCCAAAUUGGAAUUUAAAAUACGGAAACAGCAGUGUGGAAGAAAAUUUAACAGAUGAAAGUGAUUUGUCAGAAAGUGAAAAAGCAAAUGAUACUUUACUUAGCUAUUUUAAAAAGAUGGACCUGAACUUAAAGCCAGAAACAAUAGAAAAUGUUGAAGAAUCUUUCACAGAGGAACCGAGUGAAGUAUUUCCAUAUCCUGAUUUUCUCCCUCCUCCUUUCAGUACUCUGGACUUGCACAAAUUAGCGCUCUCAAAAUCUGAAAAUUGGAAAGCAACAGUGGAGCCUCCAGAAAGCUCUAUUGAACAUUUGAUAACUCGUUUACUGGAAAUGGAAAGAUUACAACAUAUGACUAUACAAAGAGAGAGGCCAAGACUACAAACGGCCUCCUGUACUCCAGCAGUUACUGAACGACCCUCUUCCUCUAAAGCUAUACCCAAAAUGAGACAGCCAAAACUUUCUGACUCUCUGAGUCUUCAGACAACUUGUGUAGAUAAAUGUCAAGAAAAAAGAAAAAACAAUGCUGGUUCUUGUAAGCUUGAACAAAAUGCUUCAAAAUGGAAUUGCAGCAAUGCUGGCAAAUAUAAAUGGAAUUCUAGAUCACCAUCUCUAAAAAGUUCAACCACCACAAAACAAUUGAUUGCAACUUAUGAUGACUUUAAGAAUCCCAAAAUCUCCAUUUUAAAUCCAUGCCAAGAACUCUCCACCAAGCCUACUACUACCCAAACAACUCAAUUACUGGUUAAAAUGGUCUCAACGAGAUGUCUGCCACCUAAGUCUCCAAUACCAAUUUCACCUAUUCCUCUGUCUUUUCCUGAAAAUCAGAGGGAAGAAAUUAAGGUACCAAGGACCAAAAAGAAACUUUACCGAAAAAACAUAGUAUUGAACAGACCAUUCUACAUUCAGAAGCUAAACUGUUUAUCAUCUUCGUUUAUGGCUAAGGGUAAGUGCUCACUCAUUGACCAAAAAUAACUCUUCUUUCAAUGUGAGCAAAUCUAGUCCAAGAAGCCCGGCUGAAAUACGCUUCAUCGUUCCAAGAUACAGAUAUUAAACACACACACACACACACACACACACACAGUCUUCGAUGUGAUAUGGAAUAGGGCUUGUGACAGUCUCUGCUGAGACGUGUAAUACAAAUCCAGGGCUUCCAUACUAACAUAUUUGAGAAUCUUUUGCAUGUUAUGUUUCAAAGAAAUGUUUUACUUAGUAAACUAUUCUAUUCAAAAGAU
Equus quagga is the source of this 2036-nucleotide messenger RNA. It is a transcript of the gene FAM217A, whose product is annotated as family with sequence similarity 217 member A. The transcript is spliced from 8 exons. The record is from RefSeq and is a predicted model, not a curated record. The coding region runs from base 256 to 1776 and encodes 506 amino acids. Lineage: Eukaryota; Metazoa; Chordata; Mammalia; Perissodactyla; Equidae.